AAAAUGAAAACAUCGUGAAACGAAACGAUGGAUGGGGAAAGUAGUGCUUGUAUUUGGGUUUGACCGAUAGAGUUGCGAGCAUUUAAUAACGUACACCUGCUUGAAUUCAUUUUGCAAGAAAGGAUCUGGUCCGUGGAAGACAAGAAGGCCGUGGUAACUCUUCUCUGCGUUCACUGAUCGAGAGAACCGUGGAAGACGGGCUCUUAAACGUUACUGGAGAAAUCAUACCUGGCAAUAACUAGCAAGCUAGGUAGUUAUAUAGCUAACUUAAACCAGCCAGGGAAACAGAAAUACUAAGCUAUAAUGGCAGAGAGCGCAGGGGGAGAGACGACUGGUGGGAUGGGGCUGACUGGUGGGGCAAGUCACGGCAGCGGGACUCAAGCGUUACCGAGUUUAGGAAAUUCUCUGCCGGGGGACUCGAGUGGAGCUAACCCGGCCUCACCGUCUCCCGCAACGGCUGCGGAGACUGGCCUUGCCGUCAUGGUCCCGAGUACUGGAGACUUGCAUGCUUCAGCUGUGGGAAGUGGUUUUGGCACCGCAAUAGGAGUUCUUGGCACGGCGGUGGGCACUGCCAUUUUAGCACCAUCUUCCGCAGCCCCCACUGUUCUUCCUCCCAGCAUAGGGUUGGGGGUCACUGGUAGUCAAAAUCUGGCCGGGGCGGGUCUCCUGUCUCAAAUACACUCUACUUUCUGGGAUCCGACCCUCAGCACUGACUGGGACAACGAGAAACCAUCCCAACAAUGCAUUCUCCGGAUAAAAAGGGAUAUAAUGUCCAUCUACAAAGAACCUCCCCCGGGCAUGUUUGUGAUUCCUGACCCCCAUGACAUGACAAAGAUCCAUGCUCUCAUCACUGGACCGUUUGACACACCCUACGAAGGGGGGUUCUUCCUCUUCUUGUUCCGCUGCCCCCCUGAUUAUCCCAUCCACCCACCCCGCGUCAAGCUGAUCACCACAGGCAACAACACUGUUCGCUUCAACCCCAACUUUUACCGCAAUGGGAAAGUUUGCCUCAGCAUUCUUGGGACCUGGACGGGUCCGGCAUGGAGCCCAGCCCAAAGCAUCUCCUCGGUUCUGAUAUCCAUCCAAUCUCUGAUGACUGAGAACCCCUACCACAAUGAGCCCGGCUUUGAACAGGAGAGACACCCAGGGGACAGCAAGAACUACAAUGAGUGCAUUCGCCACGAGACCAUGCGAGUGGCCGUAUGUGACAUGCUGGAUGGCAAGUGUCCCUGUCCUGAAGCUCUUUGGAGUGUGAUGGAGAAGUCCUUCCUGGAGUACUAUGACUUCUACGAGGGCGUCUGUAAGGAACGGCUGCACCUGCAGGGCCAGACAAUGCAGGACCCAUUCGGAGAGAAGCGUGGCCAUUUUGACUAUCAGACCCUGCUUGCGCGACUGCAGGCCAUCCAGGAGAGGGUGCGGGAGAAGUGCCGGCUGGAGGAGAAUGACGCCGACACAGACUCUGACACCAGCUCCUCCGGCACAGACCCAGACAGCCAGGGCAGCUCCAAGCCAUAGCCAGGGGGUGGCACACACAGGCAACACUCCUAACCCCUCUCUCCCCCAAACCCCUCCCCUUGCAGCAACACCGUUGUACAACUCGGCUCCAGAGUCGGGGGGAAACGGGUGUUUUUCCUGGCUUCCAGAUGUUUCUAAGUGCGCAUCGCGAGGAGAAGGACGCAAGACUGCAUGAUCAAAACACAAGAAGUCCAGGAUGAGUUUGCAGGUGGCAAAUGGAAAUUGCCUAAUGAAACGGAGCACCUUCACUGUACGUUACAUCUUUGAGGCCUGAGGCUUUGUGACAGAAACACAGGAAAGGCUUGGGGGUGGGGGGGUCUGGGGGCAGCCCCUUUUUUUAAUUCAGUGCCUGCUUUGGGUUUUGAAAUCAAAGCAUGGAAGAUUGGGUCCGGAAAGUCUUUAACCCCUGCAGGUCUGUUGUUUCUUCUAUCUCAUCUGAUGAAACCCAGUGAUGGAACAGAAAUGAGAUUUAGGGACUUCAAGGGGGAAGCCAUUUUUCUCAAGACCAGAUGCAUCAGUGCUGGAAACCUAACAACCUGUGUGUCCUGCUGUGAAAGAGAGAGAUGGGAAGAUUGGAUGGGAUUUAAUUUGGUUGAUGAGACAGUGCUACUCAAGUAGUGUUCAGUAUUUAAUUGCUGUUCCAGUUUUGUAUUAAACUGAUGCAUAAACUACGCAGACCUGGCCAGGCAAGAACACAGUUAUUUGUACUGGGUUUUCAUUUUUUCCCCAUUUUCCA
Megalops cyprinoides (Indo-Pacific tarpon) is the source of this 2251-nucleotide messenger RNA. Its product is annotated as ubiquitin-conjugating enzyme E2 Z-like. Bases 304 to 1515 code for a protein of 403 amino acids. Gene Ontology annotation, molecular function: cysteine-type endopeptidase inhibitor activity; ubiquitin conjugating enzyme activity. Gene Ontology annotation, biological process: negative regulation of apoptotic process. NCBI's taxonomy places the organism in Eukaryota, Metazoa, Chordata, Actinopteri, Elopiformes, Megalopidae. The transcript has 7 exons. The record is from RefSeq and is a predicted model, not a curated record. Gene Ontology annotation, cellular component: nucleus.